GAUUUCCAGCCUGAAAUGUAUCCUACAGUGGAGAAACAGUCUCUGUCUCUGGCACCAGAUCUGAUGCAGCAUCGUCCUCCAAGAUACGAGCAUCCACAACCAGACUCUAGAGCUGAACAUCAUUAUGAUGUACCGCAUCUUACUAACAGCUAUGCGUCUCCUGUAGACCAUCAAGUGACUCCUUGUGCCUCCAGUAAGGGCCAAAGUGACGACUACGACAGCAAGCCUUACAGUGAAUCAGAACACUCUGCUUCCAGCUGUUUUACUAGCUCUGGCUCAAUGUACGAUGCUGCAAAUGAGUCCGUGACUCUCCAACUAGCGGAACUCGUGUCAAACUCGCCUACAUCUCAGUCCCUCUCAGUUUCAAGUGCUGGAGCGAGGUUGGCAUUACCUGCCGCUGGUGUUGCCCUCUCUAUCCCCGAAGCUGCCCUUAGCAGGGGCAGGCGGGAGCAAAUAUAUGUCGCAGUCGUCAAAGACGACCGCUAUCGACCAAGACUAGGAAAAGGUAUCACGCAGCUGAGCCCAGUAGUUAAGUGCGGCCCACCGCGUCUUCAAUUAAACAAGUCAGUCAUCCUACAAAUCCCUCAUUGCGCCAGUCUAAAACACGGCUUCUGGAAUCUCUCGCUGUACGCCAUCGACCAUAAUACUGCUAAAACAGAUAAUACGCAGCCACAAUGGAAGAAAAUCGUCGGCCUCGGCCAAGAAACGAUCAAUACUCCCGUGUUCACUCAACUCGACAAUGAUAAAAUAUUCUUAGUGACCGAUAUGCUGUCUACUUUUGUAUUAGUCGGUGAAAGUUUUAAUGGAAAGGCAGUGAAGGCGCUUCAAUUGGCGAUAUAUGCGCCCGCAGUACUGAGUGAAACCAGUGCAGAUUACAGCAUAAGACUUUAUGUAUUUGAAGAUACGCUUUGCGCAGCCUACUACUGUCAGGAACAGGAGAAGAAACUUGGCGGCGUGUUACUCGAGCGACCUAAAACUUUGCUAUUCCAAGACGGUGGAUCGAAUCUCUGUUUGAACUUGGAACAUGUCAGCCCUGGUUGGAAAGCCAAACCGGGUAUUGGUUACCAAGAGAUCCCCUUCCAACAUGUUUGGGGCUCGAACUACAACGCAUUACAUUGCAGUUUUGUGCUUGAGAGGACUCAUGAUUGCGAUAAUAUCGAUUUCAGCGUGUCAGCCUGUCAGAGAACCAAUCCGUCAUACAAGCAGACAUUCCGAAUAUCCCUUGACGACGUGCGGAGCCGAUCACCGCGGGGACGUUCACCCCGCGCCGAAUCGCAGCGCAGUUUUAACAUAACUGAAAACCUUUUAGAGGCUCGUAUGUGCCGCAGCGAAGACGGGAGCGAUGGCAGCGUUAAAAGGAACGUAACAGUUAGUGAGGCGGGCGUCAACGAGUGCGCGGGCGAGGGCCCGUUUAAAUUAAGUGCUCGAGUAAAAAGGCAGUUGUGCGCUAUAUUGGAUCCGCCAAACGCGCGCGGGAACGACUGGCGGGCUCUGGCAUCGAGGCUGGGAGUGGAUCGUUACACGACGUGGUUCGCCACAAAAAGCUCGCCAACAGAGGCUAUCCUGGAGCUAUGGGAGUGUCGCGAGCGCGGCCCGGGCGCCACCGCCGCGCUGGCCGCCGCUCUGCGCACCAUGGAUCGCCACGAUGCGGCCGACCUACUGCACGGCAGACCCUCCUGGUUAUGAAUUCCUCAAACUCCCCACUCUCAACCUAAUUAAUGACUUCAACUCUACGGUACGUAUCCGAGUGUAUGUAAUGAGACUAUUGUGAAAGAUGAUAUCUGUGCUACUAUAGGCCUAUACGAACGAAUGUACAUGGACGAUUGUUGGUAAACUAAUGAGUAGUUUAAAUGUUACGUUAGAAAAAAGUAUAGUUUCGUAGGCCGACGGCCUAAGUUUGUAAAAUCUUCGUAGUAUAUUUUGUAUAGAAUAUUCUAUGCUGUAGAUAAGCGAUUGAUGAAUAAAUUAUAUUAUAUUAGCAAUAAUAGUGCCUACAAUGUCUUUUAAAGAAACAUUGCCGACUCGAGACGGUCGGCGUCAGUUGGUUAUUUUGUUAUUUUUUGUAUAGUGUUUGAGUGUUUUAUUAACUGAGAAAUUUGCUUAUUUUUCUAUUUUAUUUGCUCGCAAUAAUUUGAAUUUGCUUUUUAAUAGAUUCGAACUUUGUGCCAAAUAUUGACUGCCACAGCAAACAUUUUGGCAAUAUUAUCUAAAAGAGAAUGUUAUACGUGUCUAACUCUGAGCUUACUUAGCUACUGUUUAAAGUUACAAUAUACAUAAGUAUUUUUA
Messenger RNA from Spodoptera exigua (beet armyworm), 2286 nucleotides. The record is from the annotation of a GenBank genome assembly. NCBI's taxonomy places the organism in Eukaryota, Metazoa, Arthropoda, Insecta, Lepidoptera, Noctuidae.